ACUAUUAGCUGGUUACCAUCAAGACUUAGGAUGUCAUUACAAAUUAUUUCUUCGCGCUGUCAUGAACCAAAUUGUGCUUCGGAGCCAUAAAGGCGAGUACCUCCCUGGAGAAGAUAUUUAUGGAGUUGUUUACUUAAAUAUUGUGAGUACAACCACUGGAUGUGGCAUUCGACUGAAAUUUCAAGGUUGUGAACAUUUUGUGUAUAGAGUGGGAAAUCCACCAGCAGAAGAGAAAUUUGAAGCAAAGAAACAUUAUUUGGAUUAUCCUGAUAUUGAUCUCUACAAGAGUCAAGAUAUUUUCAUGUUCGGCAGUUAUACCUUUCCAUUCAGAAUUCGACUGCUUACCGAAAUUCCUGCAACGUUUGAAGCCACUGGGGUAGGGCCAGACUCUAACUGGACAGCCAAGGUGGGGUAUACUCUGAGUGCCGAAGUGAUUGAUGCUUCAAAUCUGAAUACAACCGUGACAAUAGUUGUAUACCACCCACUGGGGAGGACAGAGAGCUCAGGUACCCCACAAGCAGUUACCAACAGAUUGGAUAUCACCCACCUCCUAUUUUUCAAGAAAUCUCUCUUUGUUACAGCAAAACUGCAGAGAAAUGUUCAACAAACGGGGAAGGUAAUGAAAGUGGGAAUUACCAUCACCAACCAGACCGAUAAAGAUGUCAGUAACAUAACAUUGCGACUGGUAAGGGAGAUAACUUUUGUAGCCAAAGGUGGAUUGUCUGGCACAAAGAUGUGUAAAGACAACAGUAUUCAGGAGACACAGGAUAGAAUCUACAUAUGUCCAGAGAAAGGACCGUUCAUAGUACAGGAUAUACAAGUUCAGGGGUGUAUAGCUGAUGUUCUCAACAGGGGAUUGGACAAUUUUAUCAUACCCCUGCUGGAGUCUCAGGAUCCACAUUUACCCAUCCCGUCUUCUGUUUCUGGGAACCACAUACAGUGUCGAUAUGUUCUGGAGAUAUUAGUCAGACUAAAGAACAAUGCCAGUCUCAUCACUACACUCCCAAUACCAUGUAUUUGGCAUCAGAAAAAUAAGCAGUGGGCGGACCAAUCCAUUCCAGACUGGGUGUAUAACACGGAGGUCAAGCUAUCCGAGUCACCUUUCAGUGUCCCAGAAAAUGUCCUAAAUGGUGAGGUUUUUGCAGGCAUCCCUAGAUUCCAGGCCCUGACAAGCCCAAGUUAACAAUAAGCUUAUUACAGCCAGGCUUAUUUCAUAUUUGAAGGUCAAUAUCAGUGUAUUCUGUACACUGGUGAAAUAAGAAGUAUUUCCUGGUGUUUAUUGGGUUGAAUAUGACCUUGACAUGAACCACAAGGCCAUAUUUGGUGACAUGAUUCUACCCAAUCUUUUAAGAGAUCUAUACACUGUUAAAAUUAUAUUUUUUCACUCUUUUCAAGGUGUGAUAUAUUUCACAGUUUUCAAGGAUGGAAUGAGAUCAUGAAAACCAAAUGAUUGAAAAUAUCAUUAUUAGAGAAAAGAUUUUAUUGAUUCUUGACUUUCAUGAAAAAAAAAACAUAUUUUUUUGUUGGAAGCUUUUGGAAAUUCUGUGAAAUAUGAUCAAUGGAAAAAACCAAACAUUUACUCUAAUUAGAUGCAGAAUUUCUGUAACACAAACAAAUAUUAUCUAUCUGUUUAAAUCCACUGAAUCUUUAUCACAAACAAGAAUACUUUAGGUGUGUACUGUAAACAGUGGUUUGUGCAAUUUAAAUAAUGCAAGCACUUAAGUGUGCGAGCAGAAGUGGGCAUCAUGCAUAUAAUAUUAUAACCUCAGAAUGUGUAAGCUGGUGCCUUAACAAUGUACUUAGCACACAUAUUCUUUAGGCAUGUCAGCAGAAGUUUACCAUCUAUAAACAGACAAAUAUUCUCUACAUCUGCGUGUUAAGUAGAUGUCUGCUCAGUUUACAUAACACAAAUCAAUACUAUCUUGCCAUGUAAGUAAAAAUUUACACGAUUUGUUUAUCAGGAACAAAUAUUAUCUAGGUAAGCAGUGGUCCUAAAAAUAUAUAUAACAUAAAUCUUUGUGUAUCACCAAAUGUCUGCACAAUUUAUAAUACAAAACUUAAUAUUUUCUUGGUAUGUAAGCAGAAAUCUGCAAAAUUAAUAUUACACAAACUUCUAUGCUAGCAGAAAUCUACACAACUUAAUAUCACUUGGUUUAGGGAGCACAAUACCAGUAUUCUUUAAUGUCACCUGUUGUAAAAUAAAAUGAGAGGGAUACAUGUAUGUUUGGGUAUGCAGGGUCCUAUUGAUAGCAAAUAUAGGUAUCUAAUUGUUGAAAACAGUAAGUAUUAAAGACAAAAAAGGGCCUCAUUACAUUUUCAAAAUUAGCCCAAAAUAAGCUUAAUGUAGAUAUAAAUGUUGUAUAACAAACACUGAAAGCUAAUCAAGUGUUCAGUUGUUACGGUAUAGUUAUUGGACGAUUCUAAAGUGUCUGCUAUAGAGACAGCAUGUAUGUAGACUUCUGAACAAUUGCUUAAAGCUUGUACUUUUCUUGGAUGAGAAUAAUGUUGUUAAGACGGUCAUUGAAGCUGUUUUAUAUUACUAUCACUUUGGAAACUUUGUUGUUAUUAUAGAUUUAUACACCAAAUGGUGCUUCCAUUAUGAAUUGUAAAUAAUUUAUUUUACAGAUUAUCUUCUAUUGACCAUGUAAGAACCUUGCUACUUGGGUUUACAGUUGAAGUAAUUUUGUAAGAAUAUUUUGUAUUUUUGACUGAUCAAAAUGUUUAAAAACUGGAAUUUUCUGACAGUUUCUCUGUCAUCACUUUGGUAGUUUGUUAUUGGUAGAAGAAUAUACAUGUAUAUGCAGUAAUACAUAGACAAAUUAUAUGUCAUUAAUUAAGAUGGGUCACUUCACUACACAACCUGGAAGAUAAACUGAUAAUCUGCAGAUAAGAUAUAAAAUACGUUGAGUAUUUAGGUAAAGCAUUAUGACAGAGGUAUUUGCCACUAAGACAUUAAGAAAGAUGUGUAUAAAUUUGGCAUUUCUAGGAAGGAUGGAUCCAUGUCAUGGUAUGAUACGACUGUAGUGUUGAUAGUCACAAAUGACAUGUCAGUCUGGCUAGUGUAAGAGACAUUUAGUCAUCUGUAACACAGGGCUACCAUUAAUUUCAUAAAAAAUAAAGUAAAAUGUCGCCAUUGCUAUAUGGCUGUAUCUGUUUAAACAGAUAUUAAAUGUUCAUUUGUUAAUGCAACAACAUUUUUUACUACAUACUAUUGUACAUGGGAUGCAACAUGAUAUUUUGAUUUUGGGAUGCUGACAGAUGUAAAUGGACACUUUAGAUGUUUAGGUGCAGUUUUUGAUUGUAUGGUUAAAUUGAUACACAAAUAUCUCGGAUAUAUGUAUGUAUUGAAAUGGAUGUUUCACUGUUAAUGCAAUUCUCUGUAGUUAUUUGAAUGACAGCGGGUGCUGACAUCAAUGCAAUACUUAUAGCAUACAUUGUUAAUGGACAGUCUUCAUUAUCAUAAAUUAUAUCUUUCCAUUAGCGUUACACAGAGAACGUUAAAUAGAGUAUUUUUUUCAACAUUUUAAAAGAUAUUUUUUAUACUGACAUAUAUAUUUUUUGAUGGUUGUUGAUUAGGGUAUUGCAUAAAAUUACAAGAAACGGUGUAAAAUACUGUGAUCCUGUUGAUGCUCAUAACUCGUGUAUAUAUAUACAUGUUAGAAAGACAUCAAUUGAAUAUUCCAGAAAAGCAGUGCCUGUAAGAUACAGACUAUGUUGUAUGGGCUGUUGGUUACUUUUGCGAAACCUGUCUGUUAUAAAAAAAUAUUGCCUUAUAUAAAUAUUUUUCACUUGUUCAUGGUAUAAAAAUGAAAUAUGUAUCGAUGAUGAAAAUUUAUAUCGAUUUCCUUUAUUGAAUUUCGUUGUAUAUACACAUGCUUGUCUAAAAGUCUAAAAGUUUGACAUGAUCUUUUUGUGAUGGUUUAUCACCAGCAAUGAAAAAUGUCAUUAUGUUCGUCCACCUCUUUUAGUGACAUGUCUUCUCUCAUUGCUUUUUGCUGUACCACAUAUGUAUAAUCAGGAGUUUUGGAGGGCUUAUAAAUAGCACUGACCUCUGAUGUUGAUUUCGUUUCUUUAAUAUUAUUCAUGAUUCGUGUAUGUAUUUUCUACAUUCAAGUAUGUUUUGAUGACUUUUAUAUAAUUGGUACAGGGCACAGUUGUCUCCACACUGAUAUAGCUACAAGUAUCAACUUUGAUUUCAAUUGUUUCAUCCGUGGAGGAUAAUACAUGAAUGCAUUAGAAUCGAGUUGGUUAAGCAAUUCCGUUAUACAUUUGCUGACUUUCUAUACACGGGGAAGUCGACAAUUUAUCGCAGUGAACCUCUGUGAAUGCUGUACAUGAAUAUGUUGACUAUGCAUUUUAUUUUUUGUAAGUUAGUGACAAGAAGCAGUUAUCUUGCUUUGUGAAAAUGAUUAGGUUGCGUGUCGUUAUUUCUGUCCCCCGUUCACUAUUCGUCAUACAUCCGUCACUAAAUUUCGUUUACAAGGGUGCUCCAUGUUGUAACUUGUGUGACUUCUGUACCAUCCUUUGGUUGCUUUAAAUUGCUGAGUAUGUGAUUCUGAAACUUCGUAGUUUGUUAUAACGAUUGACGCGAGAAGUUUAAUCAUGUCACGUGGUGUUUUUAUUCACUUUAAUCACGUGUUUUGUACUUUUGUCAGUGUUUCAGAGUAAUUUCGGAAAUGUCAUGCGUUGUUUGGAAUAGCUGUCGUGUUAAUUUAACUUGUCGUAUGAAAUGAAAUUAAACAGAGCUAUUUUUUAAAGUAACACAACUGUUAAUUUCUGAUAAUGAAAAUAGAUGACUGCUCUUGUGCGAGUAAUAAAGAGGAACUUUUGACGUCAUAUCAGUGUCAGGACAAAGCUGUUCUGUUGGCAUUGCUGUACUGUUGUGAUUAAUGAAUUGACAAAUGUACAUUUCAAUAGAAAAAAUAUUCAUUCGGAAGGAAAAAUAGCAGCUUGCAUAAAUUGCUCUUCCACCAAUUAAAUAUUUCACAGAAUCGUUUCUAGAUAAAUCAUGGACUAUUUGCUUUAGUUUCCGCACUGUUUUCUUCGAAACAUUUACAAGUUGAAGAAAUUGAUUACUUACGUGUAAAAGAUCAUUUCUGUUAUAUCAGUAACGUAAGACAACCAAGUAAUACCAUGAUUAGUUUUAUAAUUAAUGCAAUUAAUGGAAAUGAAGAUUCAUGACAUUUGACAUGUUCUGUGCAUUGGAAAUUCAAGGGUUUUUCCUGUUAAUGUUAUAGUAAAGGAACAAGAAAUACGGGACUAAUUAAGUUACUCUGAGGAAACAAUAUAUUAUGAAAUAUGAAAAUUUCCCUGCAAAACACAACAAAAAUCUGUCUAGUUUCAAUCAGGAAAUAAUAAGAGUAGCAAGCACUUUCCUGAAGAUUCACAUGAUGGUAGUCAAAGAAAACAAUGGAUAAUCAAGUCUUGAUGAUAUUUAUUUAAAACACAGUUAAAACAGCCAAACACCUAUCAAAUUUCUAGAAGGAAAUGAACAUCAGGCCCAUGUAUGAUACUGAUUAACAAGCCUUAAUGUUACGGCCAAUCUACAGCAGAUGACCACAACAGAUACGCCUUUUGAAUUGUACGAACAUCGACUUCAGAACCGAACGCCAGACUUCUAUAAUUGUGGUGUGUUCUUUUUGUAUACAUGUUACAAAAUGGUGAUACAUGUCUUAUAUCCUUCAUGUAAUUCACAUGUACACUGAGCAAUACUAUGUUAUUCUCCUGUUUCUAUAAUGUUUCUCUAAUGGCAUGUAUUUAAGUUUAAAAUUUAAAAGAUCAUACCUAUUUCUACGUUUAUACAUACAAAAGGGUUUAAACUAUAAAUAAAGUUUGA
This is a messenger RNA of Ylistrum balloti, 5836 nucleotides long. RefSeq lists its product as uncharacterized. NCBI's taxonomy places the organism in Eukaryota, Metazoa, Mollusca, Bivalvia, Pectinida, Pectinidae. The transcript is spliced from 11 exons. Gene Ontology annotation, cellular component: cytoplasm. Gene Ontology annotation, biological process: protein transport. The coding region runs from base 62 to 1183 and encodes 373 amino acids. The record is from RefSeq and is a predicted model, not a curated record.